UCUCACUAUAGACACUCCCUGGUGCGCGUCGUGAUCGCUCCUCUCACUAGGACGUUGUCCUUUCCACAAAAUCGAUCCUUUUUUUGCUGUUGGUGAAGGUCGAUUCUAAACGAAUAUCAACUCGCGAGGACAGGUGCACUCGAGGGGUUCAAAGUCAAACACUAAAGCGCCGAGACAUGCUCAAAAAAGUCCUUUCUAAAUCUGGCAGAAGGAUUUUACGGGCGAUUAAGAAGCUCUCGACAUCAGGCGGGCUUGCUAAAAAGUCAAGACCCCCAACACCGGAGAUGAUUCAACCUUGGCAUUCAAUCAUCUCAGAUGCUGAAGAAGCAGAGAAUUUCGACUCCUUGUCCUUGUCUUGUUCAUUGCCUUCCCUAGACACGAAAAGCAUCGAUACCUACGUCACGUAUGUAGCGGAAGGAUUAGAUUCUCUUAAUUCUCGAGGCGAAAGCACAAGCCCUUGUUCAUAUUGUAAUGAACACGAAGAAAACCAAAGAAACGAAAAUCUUGAGAACGAAAUGAUCAACUAACAACUAGGAACAAUUAUUAGAAAUAAUUUAAUUAGCAUUGUUUUAUCUUUGGAUAUAUAUUUAUCUGCAUUUGAUGGCAUUCAAGUUUUGCAGAAGAAACUUUAAAGAGGAUAAUUUUCACUAUAUUUUUACGAAAAAAAGAGAGGGACACAAGCAAGGGUGUAAAUUAAAUUUAAAUUGAGAAAAUUAUUUAUUUUGUAAAAUUUUUAUAACAAUUCAAUUUGUUUAUUUAUAUAAGGGAUUCUUCAAAUAUUGGUUAUUCAUUUAUUCAUAUGAAUUAAGAUCCCUUAGAAAUAAUUUUAAAAAAGAAUAUUUUUUCUAGUAGAGUUCUCCCUGGUAAAAAAAAUUAAAAAUUUUAAGAUAAAUAUAUAUAAAUUAUGUUUUUAGGGAAAAUUUUUUAAAAUGACCAAUAAUAUACUUUUACAUUAUUUUAGAUUUUUGAAAAAUACCCCGUAUAUGAAAAGCGAUUUAGAAUUUAAGUAUAAAAGUGUGCAAAUAUACGUUUUUACAAAAUUGUAUAACAAAUAAGCGCACGCUAGAUUUUUGUACUUUCAGAAAAAAAACACACUUCAAACAUAAUUUUGCAAUUCCAUUUGCUUUUUACAUAAAUCACAAAUUCUACAUAGGAAAUUACAAAUUUAUAACCUUUUUUUUCAAUCCGUCCGUUUGAAGUAUAUAAAUUUUAAAUGUUUCACUCAACAAAAACUCGACAAGUAAAUAUAGAAUGACUAUUGUUUUUUUAAUUUGUUAUACUUUAAUUAUUAUUAUUAAAUUAAAUUUUGUCUAUUUUUUUAAUUUGGACUAUUUUGUUGUGGAUAAUUAUAUUUUAUUUAAUAUAUUUAUUUAUAUUUAUAUUGAGGCAUUGACCGAAAAAAUUAUACAGUGAAAAUAUUUCCAAUUUUACACGGAGAAAACAAAAUAAAUGUUAUAUGAAAAAGAGAUUAAUAUCUUGGUAUUAAUAACGAUUCUCUAUGUAUAAAUUUUAAUAGAGUAAAUGUACCAACUACUGCGGUUAAGUUCAAAUUUAACAUGUCCAUGAUCAGUAUAUAUAAUAUAUUGAUCAGUAAGAAGCGAGAAAUUAAAAAGGAUUAAAAAUUUUACUUCUCCAUAUAGAAAAGAUAAAUUAAUCAAUCUUCUGAAAUUCCAUUUUUCUCCAAUCCCUUUUGUUAUUCUCUAUUACAGUUAUAAGUUUCACUUAAAAAUGAAUUUUUAAUAUUUUGCUAACUAUUCAAUUUUUUUUAAAUUUCAAUUCAAAGUAAGUCUCAACUAAGUAGGUACUUCAAUUUCUCUGGAAGAUGAAUUCGAAUUUAUUCCAUUUUUAUCUCGCUAACUAUUAAAUUCUUUUGCAUUUUAUAAGAAUGAAGAAUGAAGUUUCAGUUUAAGUACACUUAAAAAAAUCAGUAGAUUUGAUUACUUUUUAACUACUCUGCCUAGUACAAUAGGACCCGAGGGGGAAUUUACUAGUUAAAAACGUGUACACUUGACUACCGGUAUUACACCUCAUAUUACCCUUAUUACUAAGUUAUUACACGUUAUUACAGAGUAUUACACAUUAUUACAGAGAUAUUACAGAUUUUUUUGCGUUAUUACAGCACCGUAAUAACGCAUUAUUACACGGUAUUACACGUUAUUACACAAGUAUUACAGGAAGAGUGUACACUUGACUACCUGAGUAAAUUCCCCCUCGAUAGGACCUCAACUGAAUUUAAAAAAUUCUAUUGACUUUUAUAUGAGAAUAGUUAAAAGAACUAAGAAUGUAGUAGGUCGAAUGAGAUUUUGUAGUUGCUUCAGUUGUAGUUUAAGAUCUCACCUAUAUUUUUUUCAGUGUAUCCUUAUAAUUAAUUUAUUAAUUAAUUGUAAUUAAAAAUAUAGUAAAGCUUGUUUCAUAGUUCUUGUUAUAACAGGUUGUUCGAUUUCUACUAUGAAAACUGAAGGUUCAAAAUAUCGGGCCAACAUUUAUUUUUCCGAAUAAAAUUUUAAAAUUGUAUAUUGAAAAAAGUUGAAAUGAGCUUAUUUCCAACUGUUCUAAAUGAAUAAAAAAGAAUUGGACUAAAGUGGAAUUAAAAUGAAUUAGAUUACAACUCUUCUUAAUUUUUCACUUCUCACUGAGAUUUAAUAAUGUAGGGAAAUGUAGUCAUGAAUGGACCACUUCCUGGUUUUUUAUGUAAAAUAAGUCUGUGCAUAAAAAUGUCCGUGUAGAAAUUGACAAAUUUGGCCUAAAAAUGGCUUGAAAAGCCUCACCCAAUAUGGCCGAGACCUGGGAAGCGUCAAAAUGUGGCUUCAUCUUGUGGCCCAAAUCGGGUAAGGCGUUUCAUGCCAAUUUUAUGGACGCUAAGUUUUGCCCCGGUUUGAGCCAUGACAAAAUUUCUACACGGGUGUUUAUUGAAAAAAAAAACUAAUUUUAGUAAAAAUCCGAACUGAAAGGACGCAUAUUUGUAUUCAGAACAGGUGAUUGAAAAAAUAACCUAAAGCAAAGUAGCGAAAAAGUUUUGGGAUCUCAUUUUCCAAGUGCUUCAAAAUAGUAUCUUUUUUCUUUUUGGAGUUGAGUUUGGUUUUUACCUAUUAUUUAGGCUGGAAAAUUAAUCAUGCAAAAUGGAUAAGCAAAAAUUUUAAUGUUUAUUAAAAAAAAUUGUGCUCGCAAAAAUGCCGUCUAUUUUUUCUGUUGAUUUUCAUGAGUGGACAACAUAAGUUUUUCACUGUAAUUACACAUUUCACGUUUGAAUGAAUAUAAAUCGUCACUAAAGUUAAUUUAAAGUGAUUUUUUUGCAUUUAAAAGAUAUUUUGUUCUAAUUUCAUAUAUGUAAAACAAAACUAUGAAAUAAAACGGAAUUUAAUUAUUUCACUGCAAAAAGAAGUAUCUUAUUUUAAGAUG
This is a messenger RNA of Leptopilina boulardi, 3399 nucleotides long. RefSeq lists its product as uncharacterized. The record is from RefSeq and is a predicted model, not a curated record. NCBI's taxonomy places the organism in Eukaryota, Metazoa, Arthropoda, Insecta, Hymenoptera, Figitidae. The transcript is spliced from 2 exons. The coding region runs from base 177 to 527 and encodes 116 amino acids.